Molecule: messenger RNA, 9246 nt
Organism: Oncorhynchus mykiss (rainbow trout)
Lineage: Eukaryota; Metazoa; Chordata; Actinopteri; Salmoniformes; Salmonidae
Gene: cacna1fb
Product: calcium voltage-gated channel subunit alpha1 Fb
Biological process (GO): calcium ion import across plasma membrane
Cellular component (GO): membrane; voltage-gated calcium channel complex
Molecular function (GO): high voltage-gated calcium channel activity
Source: RefSeq, a predicted model, not a curated record
GAGAGAGAGAUUAGGAAAGGGAAAGGGUUGGGUUAAAUGUGGAAGACACAUUUCAGUUGAAUGCAUUCAGUUGUACAAUUGACUAGGUAUCAUUACACCUGCUGCCUGUCAUGGAGGAGAAAUUCCAUCUUGGAUGUGGACUCGAUCAAUGGUUAAAUAUUGACUAUGAGAAAACGAAAUCAAUUAAUUUUUUGAGAAAAUUGUAGUCAUAUCAUCAAAGACCUAAAAAAAGCCUUAAUGUUUUAGUGAUUAAUUUGUAUGCUACUUAUGAUAUUCAUAUUAGUUAUAAAGUGUUAAUAAGGAAGGUAAUAACAGCAAUUUUUUUCAACAACAUUGGGUUACAAAUCGGCUGACUUUAUCUAAGCACAGAAUUUUCUGUCGUCAUGUAAUUUAACCUUCUGCCGCCGAGCGCGUCCCUGCCUUUAAUAAGUUUCUAGGCUGCCAUCCCCUUUAAAGGACUACAUUUUUUCUUUAAUCCUGAAUUGAUGGCUUAAAUACGGAGACAGAUAGUGAACAGAGAAAGCCCAGUGAGAUUAAUGUGAAAGGAUUUGCAAUAUAGUUCUUAUUUUUAAAAGAAUCAACACUAGGCUUUUAAAAUCACCACAAGUCGACGGAUUCUCCUUUUGUAUACUACUACUGUUUCAUUCAAACGGUUGCUAAUUGAUCUGACGUUACUAUGGAAAUCAUUUUGGAAUGAAGCUGAAACACCAUUGAAAAUGUAAACAAGUUCGCGUGUAUUUAUUUUUAAUAUAUAAACAUGUAAACUUGGAGAGAUUUCUAUUGGGAUAUAAACGUGGAAUAAACAGUGAAAAAAGUGAACUCCUGUCUGAGGAUAAUGCAUUUCUCUGCGAUCAGCUGAAGGCAACAAUCCCCGACAUGUAUGAGGACAAUCGCAAAAACAAUGGCCGGAACGGGUACACCAACACAGACGAAGGAGAGGAGGGUGGAGGAGAGGGAGAAGAGGGAGAAGAGGAGGAGGAGGAGGAGGAGGGAGGAGAGGGGGAUGAGGGAGGGGAGAAGAAAGGAGACGCGGAGUGGACGGAGGACGGUAUGGCCGACAACGGAGGAGUGAAGAUGACGAGGACGGACACACUCCACUCUACGACCAGUUCCACGGGGACCCAGAGGAAGAAGAGCCAUCAUAAUAAGAAAGUGGUACAGGGUUCUGACAAGGUCCAGAGAGCGCCCAGAGCCCUUUACUGCCUCAAACUCAACAACCCCAUACGCAGGGCCGCGCUCUCCAUCGUAGAGUGGAAACCCUUUGACAUCUUCAUCCUGAUAGCCAUCUUUGCCAACUGUAUAGCGCUGGGGGUGUCCAAGCCUUUCCCCGAGGAAGACUCCAACUCUACCAACCACGAUCUGGAACAAGUGGAAUAUGUGUUUCUGAUUAUCUUCACCAUCGAGACCUUUCUGAAGAUCUUGGCUUACGGCUUAGUGAUGCACCCCAGCUCCUACAUUCGCAACGGAUGGAACUUGUUGGACUUUGUCAUUGUCAUCGUCGGGCUGUUCAGUGUUGUCCUGGAGACGAUGACCCAUAAGGCCACUGGGGAGGCUGCGUCGACCCACCAUGUGCCAGGGAAGCCUGGAGGUCUGGACGUCAAAGCUCUCCGAGCCUUCAGAGUACUGAGGCCCCUACGGCUGGUCUCAGGAGUACCUAGUCUUCAGAUCGUAUUGAACUCCAUCAUGAAGGCCAUGCUGCCUCUGCUCCACAUCGCCCUGCUGGUCCUGUUUGUCAUCAUCAUCUAUGCCAUCAUUGGCCUCGAGCUGUUCAUAGGACGGAUGCAUAAAUCCUGCUACUACAUCGGCACAGACAACUAUGCAGAGGAUGACCCUGUGCCCUGUGCAUUUGCGGGUCACGGCCGUCAGUGUGUUGUGAACGGGUCUGAGUGUCGAGGAAAGUGGGCUGGACCCAACGGAGGAAUCACCAACUUUGACAAUUUCUUCUUCGCUAUGCUGACGGUGUUCCAGUGUAUCACUAUGGAGGGGUGGACCGACGUACUCUACUGGAUGAAUGAUGCCAUCGGGUUUGAGAUGCCCUGGGUUUACUUUGUCAGUCUGGUGGUUUUUGGCUCCUUCUUCGUCCUCAACCUGGUUUUGGGUGUGUUGAGUGGAGAGUUCUCCAAGGAGAGAGAGAAGGCCCAGGCGCGAGGGGACUUCCAGAAGCUGAGAGAGAAGCAGCAGAUGGAGGAGGACCUGUCUGGAUACAUGGACUGGAUCACACAGGCUGAGGACAUGGAUGAGUUUGACGAGGAUGGUAACAGACUUGCGACCCUGGGGGAUCUGUCAGACAAGAAGAAAGGGAAGUUUGGCUGGUUCAGUCACUCAAACGACACACACGCAAGUCUGCCAGCCAGUGAGACAGCCUCUACCAACACGGAGAAUAUAGAUGAGGAACACACUGAUUGCUGUGCCGCCUGCUGCGCUCGAAUGAUGAAUAACAGCUGCUGUCGAACGUUGCGGCGGUGGAACCGGGUGUGUCGGAGGAACUGCCGCGUGGCGGUCAAGUCGGUGACGUUCUAUUGGUUAGUUCUGUUUCUGGUGUUCCUCAACACCAUCUGCAGCGCCUCGGAACACUACGACCAGCCAGAUUGGCUCACAGAGGUCCAGGACAUAGCCAACAAGGUUCUGCUGUCUCUGUUUACGGUGGAGAUGCUGUUGAAGAUGUAUGCUCUGGGGACGUCUCAGACCGGCUACUUCAAAGCCUUUUUCAACCGUUUCGACUUCUUCGUGGUGUGUGGAGGCAUCACGGAGACCACUCUGGUGGAGCUGGAGAUCAUGCCGCCUCUCGGCAUCUCCGUGCUUCGCUGUGUCCGACUCCUCAGGAUAUUUAAAGUGACACGUCACUGGACAGCUCUGUCCAACCUGGUGGCCUCUCUGCUCAACUCGAUGAAGUCUAUCAUGUCCCUUCUCCUCCUGCUCUUCCUUUUCCUGAUCAUCUUCGCUCUGCUGGGCAUGCAGCUGUUCGGAGGGAAGUUCAAUUUCGACGAGACCCAGACCAAGAGGAGCACCUUCGACACCUUCUCCCAAGCCCUGCUUACCUGCUUCCAGAUUCUAACAGGUGAGGACUGGAACUUAGUGAUGUACGACGGCAUCAUGGCGUACGGAGGGCCUGUCUUCCCUGGCAUGAUCAUCUGUAUCUACUUUGUCAUCCUCUUCAUCUGUGGUAACUAUAUCCUGCUGAACGUCUUCUUGGCUAUCGCUGUGGACAACUUAGCAGGAGGAGACGGUGACACGAAGAAAGAAGAGAAGAAAGAAGAGGGGGAAGCAAAGGAAGGGGAGGGAGAGAAUGGAGAACUGAAGAUUGACGUUGAUGAUGAGACUGAGUAUGAGGAAGAGGAGGAGCCUGAACAGACAGAAGAGGCGGCAGUAGGCAUCCAGCUGAACGUAGCAGACAUCCUCCCUCCAAAGGAGAAGGUUACACCAAUCCCAGAGGGCAGCGCCUUCUUCUGUCUCAGCAAGACCAACCCGAUCCGUCGGGGUUGCCACUUCCUGAUCCACCACCACAUCUUCUGCAAUCUCAUCCUGGUCUUCAUCAUCCUCAGCAGCUGCUCUUUGGCCGCAGAGGAUCCCAUCAGAGCACACUCCUUCAGGAACAAUGUUCUGGGCUAUGCAGACUAUGCCUUCACCUCUAUAUUCACCGUGGAGAUUAUACUGAAGAUGACGGUUCAUGGAGCGUUCCUCCACCAAGGUUCAUUCUGUAGGAACUGGUUCAAUCUGUUGGACCUCCUGGUGGUCUCUGUGUCUCUGAUCUCCUUCUUCCUACAUUCGAGUGCCAUCUCUGUGGUCAAGAUUCUCAGGGUACUCAGAGUACUCAGGCCUCUACGAGCGAUCAACAGAGCCAAAGGACUGAAGCAUGUGGUCCAGUGUGUGUUCGUAGCGAUCAAGACCAUCGGUAACAUCAUGAUCGUCACUACUCUACUACAGUUCAUGUUCGCCUGCAUCGGAGUCCAGCUCUUCAAGGGUAAAUUCUACCGCUGUACAGACGAGGCCAAACACACGCCGGAGCAGUGCAAGGGAACCUUUGUGGUGUAUAAGGAUGGGGAUGUGAGCCACCCCAUGGUGAGAGAGAGGAUCUGGCACAACAGUGACUUCAACUUUGACAACGUCCUGAUGGGCAUGAUGGCUCUGUUCACAGUGUCCACCUUCGAGGGCUGGCCAGCACUCCUGUAUAAGGCGAUUGAUGCUAAUGGAGAGAACCAUGGUCCUGUCUAUAACUACCGUGUUGAGAUCUCCAUCUUCUUCAUCGUCUACAUCAUCAUCAUCGCCUUCUUCAUGAUGAACAUCUUCGUGGGCUUCGUCAUCAUCACCUUCAGAGAGCAGGGAGAGUCUGAAUAUAAGAACUGUGAGCUGGACAAGAACCAGAGACAGUGUGUAGAGUUUGCUCUGAAGGCCCAGCCAUUGAAGCUGUACAUUCCAAAGAACCCAGUGCAGUAUAAGUUCUGGUCGUUCAUCCAGUCCACAGCGUUUGAAUACGUCAUGUUCGUUCUAAUUCUCCUCAACACUGUCACUUUGGCGGUUCAGCACUAUGAGCAGUCCAAGGUGUUCAGUCAUGUGAUGGACAUCCUCAACAUGGUCUUCACUGGUCUCUUCACUGUGGAGAUGCUGCUCAAACUGCUGGCUCUACGACUCAGGCAUUAUUUCAUAGAUGCCUGGAACUCUUUUGAUGCUCUGAUCGUAGUGGGCAGUGUCGUGGAUAUUGUGGUGACGGAAUUCAGCAGCUCUGAUGACAGUUCCAGAGUGUCCAUCACGUUCUUCCGUCUGUUCCGAGUGAUGCGAUUGGUCAAACUGCUGAGCAAGGGGGAGGGAAUUCGGACGCUGCUCUGGACCUUUGUCAAGUCCCUCCAGGCCCUGCCUUACGUUGCCCUUCUCAUCGCCAUGAUCUUCUUCAUCUAUGCGGUCAUCGGCAUGCAGACGUUUGGGAAGAUAGCCAUGCAGGACUACACUCAGAUCAACAGGAACAACAAUUUUCAGACAUUUCCUCAAGCUGUACUGGCUCUAUUCAGGUGUGCUACAGGGGAGGCGUGGCAGGAGAUCAUGCUAGCCAGUCUGCCAGGUAAACGGUGUGACCCAGAGUCAGACUACCUGCCUGGCGAAGAGUUCACCUGUGGAAGCAACUUCGCUAUAGUCUACUUCAUCAGCUUCUUCAUGCUGUGUGCUUUCCUGAUUAUCAACCUGUUUGUUGCUGUCAUCAUGGACAACUUUGACUAUCUAACCCGUGAUUGGUCCAUUCUGGGGCCUCAUCACCUGGAUGAGUUCAAGAGGAUCUGGUCGGAGUACGACCCUGAGGCCAAGGGUCGUAUUAAACAUCUAGAUGUCGUAGCUCUGUUGCGAAGGAUCCAGCCUCCUCUGGGCUUCGGAAAGCUCUGUCCUCACCGCGUGGCGUGCAAGCGUCUGGUGGCCAUGAACAUGCCUCUAAACAGUGACGGCACUGUAACCUUCAACGCCACUCUGUUCGCCCUGGUCAGAACUGCCCUGAAGAUCAAAACGGAGGGUAACCCGGACCAGGAGAACGAGGAGUUGAGGACCAUUAUAAAGAAGAUCUGGAAAAGGAUGAAGCCCAAGGUUCUGGACGAGGUCAUCCCCCCACACGAGGAAGAGGAUGUGACGGUUGGUAAGUUCUACGCAACCUUCCUGAUUCAGGACUACUUCAGGAAGUUCAGGAAGAGAAAAGAGCAAGGAGAUCUGGAAGAGGGCGACCCAAACAACACCUCUGCUGCUCUACAGCUGUGUCAGGCGGGUCUGCGUACACUACAGGACCUGGGGCCGGAGAUGAGGAUGGCCAUGUCAGCUGACCUGGAGGAGGAAGAGGAAGAGGGCAUGGAGGAAGAGCCAGAGGAAGAUGAGUCUCCCUAUAAGACUGAUAAUGGCUAUGCCCCUGAGGGUAAGGACAGACGUGGCUCCAUGGUCACCACCCUUACUGGACGAGGAGGUAUGCCCAGGGAGAGUCUCUCCAACGGGGGUCUGGCUCACCGAGGUUCCACCUCCUUCUCCAAGACCCCCAACGGAGGAGGCCUGGAGCAGGAUGAGCUGAGACGAGGAGACAACAUGAGGUCCUCGCUCAACCAUCAUCAUCGUCAUUCUUCCAUUAAGAACGGACUGGUGGACCAACCGGCCAUGAGCAGAAGGAAUUCUAACAAGUAUUCAAGAAGAGACAGCAGAGGAGACAGGUAUUCUCCUGUCCGAGGUCGUAACGGAGGGAUGGAUGGAGGAGAGGAGAGUUACGGAGGAGAGGAAGGUUACUACGAUGAGGAUAACGAGAGCCUUGAUCCUCGUGACAGACUUCGUUACCCUGACGACCCUCCUCUGUACCCUGGUCAGCAUGACCACAUGUACGACGCCCACGCCCCCAGCAACGCUGCCUACGGUAAUAACUAUGGCAACGGGAACGGGAAUGGCUAUGGAGAUGGACGGAGGACCGCGAGGAGACGCCUCCUCCCCGCCACACCUACCGGUCGUAAACCAUCCUUUAAUAUCCAAUGUCUGAGGAGGCAGGACAGCAAUGAUGACCUCCCCAUCCCAGGAACCUACCACCAGAACUCUCCCCCCUGCCGGGCACGCACACAGGUCACUACACAGACGUACGGCAGUUACGAGUCCCGUCGCAGCAGCAGCCGUUCCUCAACAGGUUCCUCUGCCUCCUGGGCCAACCCUUGCCCUCGCCGAGGUCGCCUCCUCUAUGCCCCUCUCAUCCUGGUCGAAGAGGAAGGGGCGGGGGGCAGCGGCGGCUCCGGGAUCUGGGGGGACAAGACGGGUGGAGGGGCCAACGUGACGGCUGCCACCUCCCGACCUGGCCCUGCGGGGUGGUACACGGGGCCCCCUUGUCCCUCAGGAGGUUCCCAGGCACCAUACAGGGCCUAUACCACACUAAGGGUCCCCACUCAGCUCAGCCCUCACUACAGCGACAAGAGAGGCAGCGCUGACAGCCUGGUAGAAGCCGUGCUGAUCUCAGAGGGGCUGGGUCUGUAUGCCAAGGAUCCCAAGUUUGUGGCCUUCGCCAAACGGGAGAUUGCUGACGCGUGUCACAUGACAAUUGACGAGAUGGAGAGUGCGGCCAGUGACCUGCUGAGUCGGGGAAGCAGGGGCGGAGGGGGUGGCGGUUUCCUGAACAAUCCCGACCUUGGAACCCUGUACAGCGACGAGGAGCCAAUCAGAACGGGCCGCGACGAGGAAGACCUGGCGGACGAGAUGACCUGCGUCACUUCCUUCUGAUCUGGACGACGGUCGAUCAAUUAAUCAAUCGAUCGAUCGUGAUUGAUUGAUUGAGUUUAUUGUGAUCAGGAGCAGACCAGACUUACUGGGCACGAGGGAGACAGAGGACAACUGAGGGACAGAUGGAUGGAGGACAGAUAUGGAGCUGGACAGACAGACAAGAGGUUGUCCAGUCCAGUGUCCUUAGUCCCUCCAUCUUGACUAUAGACAGAUAUAUAUUAUAGGCCUCUAGGCUUUACAGAGAAUGGACCCAAAGGGACUAGAUGGAAAUGUGAGACAGAGGAUGGACCGAAGGGACUAGAUGGAGAUGUGAGACAGAGGAUGGACCGAAGGGACUAGAUGGAAAUGUGAGACAGAGGAUGGACCCAAAGGGACUAGAUGGAGAUGUGAGACAGAGGAUGGACCCAAAGGGACUAGGUGGAGAUGUGAGACAGAGGAUGGACCCAAAAGGACUAGAUGGAGAUGUGAGACAGAGGAUGGACCAAAGGGACUAGAUGGAGAUGUGAGACAGAGGAUGGACCCAAAGGGACUAGAUGGAGAUGUGAGACAGAGGAUGGACCCAAAGGGACUAGAUGGAGAUGUGAGACAGAGGAUGGACCAAAGGGACUAGAUGGAGAUGUGAGACAGAGGAUGGACCCAAAGGGACUAGAUGGAGCGACAGAGAAAAAGGUGAAAGAAGAGAAAGAUUUUUUAAAAAGAGACAGAAAGACGUGAGAGAUGACCUCCCCAAAGGCACGCUAUAUAGUGCACUGCUUUUUGACCAGGGCCCAUAGGGACUAUGGACGAUGUAGGGAAUAAGGGGGGCAUUUGGGAAGCAAACAAAUAUGUGGGUGAGGUGAGGAACCGAUUCGGGAAGGUGGAUGAUCUUAAGGAUGAGUUGUGUGUGUGUGUGGAGAAGAUCACAUUAAUGGAAGAAUAGAAUAUGAGAGAUGGGGAGAAAGAGAGAAGAGAGAGGAGAGAGAGAGAUGGGGGAGAGUGUGACUCAGUGUGUCUGCUGGGUGAGUCAGUGAGUAGCACUCUCAGAUCAUGAACACAUUUGCAUCAAAUUGUGUUGGUCUCUAAUAACAGACUCCUUUAAGAUAUUUGUACUGCGCAUCAUGUUGUACAUGCACAUUAUCUUGAUGGAUAUACUGUACAAUGUUUUUCAUUUUCAGCUUUAGAUUAUUUUUGAUUUGAUGAAAGAACUGAAAUUGUGAAAUACUUUUAAAAAACAAAGUUGUUAGUGUUGUCUUGUCGUCGUGAUGCGUCUACUACCAGGGUCGGUUGGGCUCAAUUCAGUUUUCAAUUCAGUCCAUUUAAAUUAAAUUCAUGAAUUGAAAAUUUUCUGCAUUGUUUUCUAUGAGAAUUUUUCAAUUCCUGAAUUAGAAUUAACUAGCCUGAAUUGGCAGAAUUAAAACCUGAAUUGGCUGAAUUAAAACCUGAUUUGGCUGAAUUAAAACCCGAAUUGGCUGAAUUAAAACCUGAAUUGGCUGAAUUAAAACCUGAAUUGAAACCACCACUCGGUUAUUCUUCUCCUUGUGUUAGAUAUAACGUCUAUGUUGCUUUCUGUUUGAAAACAGAUCACAUCACGUCUGUUGUUUUAUUUUUUUGAUGUUUUUCCAUGGUGUCGCUGUGCUGUGCCCCAAAUUACACCCCAUUCCCUAAAUAAUGCACUACUUCUGACCAGGGCUCUGGUCCAAUGUAGUAUCAAAUAGGGAAUAGUGUCCCAUUUAGGACACAGUCUCUGAUUGCUGUUUUUAAUAAUGAUAGUAAUUUCAUUUCAAGCAACAACAAAAAAUGUUCUUCUUUUUUAAAUGUAUUUUUAUUUCUAUCCUGGACGUGCAGGGUUUAUAAGCAGCUGAAAAUACAAAGUGCUCAUUUUAUUCUGGCAUUAAUAACUUAAUUGCAUGUUUUAUCAGCUCAUGUAGACUAAAACAAACGUUCAUUUGAAAUGUCAUUGCUCAUUGUCGAAAGCAUCCAUGUUUUUAUUCAGAUUUCUAUAAUUCUAUAUGAAUCUAAUACAAUUAAUUCAAAUGUCAUAUCGAUAAACACAAAAUG